GCAAAACGCCGCUAGCUUCAGGCUGCUGCUGCUCCGUACCUCUCGGCCCCGGUAAACAGUCUAAUAAAGAGGAAGCCCAGCAGUUUCCCAGGCCUCAACGGCGCGUGCCUGGAUGCAGCCUCACCUCGGAAGCUAUCUGUGGCCCUGAACAGCAGUUCCAAGGCGGGCAGAGUCGUUGGUCUUAGACUGCAAACCAGACCCAAGACUCCCUAGCCGGACAGAGCGGAUCGCUGCUACAGCUGCUGCCCCCCGCAGCGGAAAGUGCCCUUGAGCCCCGAGCGUUGUGUAUUGCUUCCCUUUGAAUUGCCCAGCACGGCCGCCACCCUGGAGAAUGGAAACCGAUAGAAAUCCUUGGCAGAUGCCAGUUGCCAACAAGAGUCAAAGUUCAGCUCUCUGAUGGAUAUACAAGCUGAAAAGUGCUCCCUCCAGCCAGCUAUACUUUUCCUUUUGAAGAACUGGAGAUGCGAAGCAGGAGCAACUCUGGAGUUCGUUUAGAUGGAUAUGCUCGGCUGGUUCAAAAGACCAUUUUGAGUCACCAGAACCCAGUUACAGGACUGCUCUCUGCCAGCACAGAGCAAAAGGAUGCUUGGGUUCGAGAUAACAUCUAUAGCAUUUUGGCUGUGUGGGGCCUGGGGAUGGCCUACAGGAAGAAUGCAGACCGGGAUGAAGAUAAAGCCAAAGCUUAUGAACUAGAGCAAAAUGUUGUGAAACUGAUGCGGGGACUUCUGCAAUGCAUGAUGAGACAGGUAGAUAAGGUCGAGAAGUUCAAGCACACACAGAGUACCAAAGACUGUCUGCAUGCCAAAUAUAACACAGCUACCUGUGGCACUGUAGUUGCUGAUAACGAAUGGGGACAUCUGCAAGUAGAUGCAACUUCACUUUAUCUUCUCUUCUUGGCUCAGAUGACAGCUUCUGGACUGCGUAUUGUGUUCACCCUUGAUGAAGUUGCGUUUAUACAGAACCUUGUGUUUUACAUAGAAGCUGCAUACAAAGUUGCUGAUUAUGGCAUGUGGGAACGUGGUGAUAAAACUAAUCAGGGCAUCCCUGAACUAAAUGCAAGUUCUGUAGGAAUGGCCAAAGCUGCAUUGGAAGCAAUUGAUGAAUUGGACCUUUUUGGAGCUGGAGGAGGGCACAAGUCAGUAAUUCAUGUUCUUCCAGAUGAAGUGGAACAUUGUCAGUCUAUUCUAUACUCCAUGUUGCCAAGGGCAUCCACAUCAAAAGAGAUUGAUGCUGGGCUGUUGUCCAUAAUUUCUUAUCCAGCCUUUGCUGUAGAGGACAUGAAUGUCGUUAAUGUAACUAAAAAUGAAAUUAUCACCAAACUCCAGGGAAGAUAUGGCUGCUGCCGUUUUAUUCGAGAUGGUUACAAAACACCAAGAGAGGAUCCAACUAGAUUACAUUAUGAUCCUGCUGAGCUCAAAUUAUUUGAGAACAUAGAAUGUGAGUGGCCUGUAUUUUGGACAUAUUUCCUAAUCGAUGGUGUAUUUAACAGUGACAGAAUUCAGGUACAAGAAUACAGAGAAGCCUUGGAAGCAAUACUCAUAAGAAAGAAAAAUGGGAUUCUUCUGAUGCCAGAACUGUAUGCUGUUCCUCUAGACAAGGUGAAUGAAGAGUAUGAGAAUCCUCACACAGUGGAUCGUGUCCCAGCUGGGAAGCUGCCUCAUCUCUGGGGCCAGUCAUUAUACAUCCUUAGUGCCCUCUUAGCUGAGGGUUUUCUGGCUCCUGGAGAAAUCGAUCCUUUGAAUAGGAGGUUUUCAACUGCUUUUAAGCCUGAUGUUGUAGUUCAAGUGACUAUUCUUGCAGAAUCCAGUGAAAUUAAGGAACUGUUGAGACAUCAUGGAAUCAAUGUCCAAAGUGUUGCUGACAUUAAUCCAAUAAGGGUGCAGCCAGCACGGAUCCUGAGCCACCUGUAUGCCAAGCUUGGCCGCAAUAAACACAUGAAAUUGAGCGGGAGACCUUACCGACAUAUUGGUGUCUUGGGAACAUCCAAGCUUUAUGUUAUAAGAAAUCAAGUAUUUACUUUUACUCCUCAGUUUACAGAUCAGCAUCACUUCUAUUUGGCCUUAGACAAUCAGAUGGUUGUGGAGAUGCUUCGAACAGAACUGGCUUAUCUUACUUCGUGUUGGAGGAUGACUGGGAGACCAACUCUUACGUUUCCAAUUACAAACACAAUGCUUAUUAAUGAUGGUUCUGACAUAGAUCCAGCAAUUCUAGCCACCAUACGAAAACUUGGGGAUGGAUACUUUGGAGGAGCUAGGGUGAAGUUGGGUAAACUUUCAGACUUCCUUACCACUUCGUUCUAUACAAACCUAAGUUUCCUGGAUCCAGAUUGUGAUGGAAAACUAUUUGAUGAUUUCAGUGAAGACUAUUCUAGUCCUGAAAGUGGCUAUGAACUAGAAGAUUAUACAGACUUUGGUGACAAAGAAAGCCAAGAUGAACUGGACCACUAUAUACACAGUAUGUUGCAGAGCACGGCUCUUAAAUCCUAUCUGCCACCAAUCUCGAAAGUUUCCAGUUCACCCCAUGUGUUUAGUGCUGCUCAUUCCACAAGAGAGAUAUUGUCAAUCAUGGCCAAGGCAAAGGGCUUGGAGAUUCCAAGUGUUUCAAUGUCUUUGCCUAUGAAGGUUUUAAACACACACCGGAAAUCUCUGAACCUUGUUGACUCCCCUCAUCCAGUGAAGGACAAACAGGAGCCAGAGGCAGUUCUUCAUUUACCCAAGGAUGAUCAUGGCGAUUUGGACUGUGAGAAGUUAGUUGGGCAGCUCAAGGAAUGCCCCACUUUACAUGACCAGGCAGACAUAUUAUACAUCUUGUACCUAAUAAAAGGCCUUGACUGGGAAACACAGCUUUAUGGGCAGUGUGGAAUCACUGUUCACUGUCUUCUGAGUGAGCUCUACAGCAAAGCAGGCUUGAACCAGGAAUGGGGCUUGAUCCGCUACAUCUCUGGCAUACUCAGGAAACGUGUGGAGGUCUUGGCUGAGGCAUGCACAGACCUUCUGUCACACCAGAAGCAACUGACAGUGGGUCUGCCACCUGAGCCACGUGAAAAAACAAUCACCGCUCCUUUGCCACCUGAACAGCUUAUUCAGCUUAUCUAUGAAGCUAGUGGAGAAGACAUAAGCAUUGCUGUUCUUACACAGGAAAUAAUGGUGUAUUUGGCCAUGUAUGUCCGGUCACAGCCUAGUCUCUUUGCAGAGAUGCUCAGACUUCGCAUUGGUCUCAUCAUUCAAGUGAUGGCCACAGAACUGGCUCGCAGCUUGAAUUGUUCUGGUGAAGAAGCCUCUGAAAGCUUAAUGAAUCUAAGUCCCUUUGAUAUGAAGAACCUUCUUCACCAUAUUCUCAGCGGGAAAGAAUUUGGAGUCGAAAGAAGCAUGCGCCCUCUUGAUUCCUCCACGUCAAGCCCCGCCAUAUCUAUUCAUGAAGUAGGCCAUACGGGAGCAACUAAAACAGAAAGAAGUGGCAUUACGAGGCUGAAGAGCGAGAUGAAGCAGAGGCAUGGAAGACUAAGUAGUAGUGAACAGUUCUUCUAUGGGGGCCAUUCCACAUCCAGCAGCAUGCAUUCUUCCAGGUCCAUGAGAUGCAGUAGUCCUUCUUCUCCUACUAGCACAUCUUCCCUGACGGGCUCUGGUGGACACUGCAUCAGUUGGGGUGAUCGUCAAGGGCAGUGGCUUCGCAGGAGACGACUUGAUGGUGCUAUUAAUAGAGUCCCUGUUGGCUUCUACCCCAAAGUGUGGAAGAUCCUUCAAAAGUGUCAUGGUCUGUCCAUUGAUGGCUAUGUCCUUCCUUCGUCAACUACAAGAGAGAUGACUGCUUGUGAGAUCAAGUUUGCUGUCCAUGUUGAGUCAGUGCUGAACCACGUACCCCAGCCUGAAUACAGGCAACUGCUAGUAGAAGCUAUCCUUGUGCUUACAGUGUUAUCUGAAAUAGAGGUGAACAGCAUUGGGGGUAUAAUUCACAUAGAUCGGAUAGUGCACAUAGCAAAUGAACUCUUUCUUCAGGAGCAGAAAUCCCUUGGAGCAACUGAUAGUUUCCUGGAACGAGACCUAGCCACGGGGAUCUGCUACUUUUUGUACGACAGUGCUCCAAGUGGUGCUUACGGGACAAUGACUUAUCUGACAAAAGCAGUAGCAAGCUACCUACAAGAGUUUCUACCAACUACAGGAUGCCUAAUGCAAUAAAUUGUCUAAAGUACAACCACUAUUUAAAAACAAACAAACCAUUUUUUAUGGUUAGGGUGCUCUCCUCCAAAUGACACCUGGAGAUCCCCCACUAUUACAAUUGAUCUCUAGAUGACCAAGAUCAGUUCCAAUGGAGAAAAUGGCUACUUUGGAGGGUGGACUCUAUGGUAUUAUACCCUGCUGAGGUCCCCUUUCCCCAGGUUCCACACCACAAAUCUCCAGGAAUUUCCCAGACCAGAGUUGGCAACCCUAUUUCUGGUUCUAGAACUUGCUUCCUUAAAUACCCUACACUGUUGGCAUUUUGUCUCAACGCUGUGCACUACUUGACUAUUAGAGAGGACACUGGCCUGUAGAUGAUAUUAUUGUCAUUAUAUGGACAAUACCUUGGUUGAGUGUAUAUAACAUUCUAGAUCUGCUUCAGCUAGACACAUGAAAUUAAAUACUGUGUAUCAGGAUAGAAAUAUAUGUUUGGGGAUUCUUCAGCGCUCAAUAAUAAAAUGUCUCUCUAGUUAAAAAAAUAAACCGUACUUAUGUUUCAAGUUCA
Molecule: messenger RNA, 4719 nt
Organism: Heteronotia binoei (common prickly gecko)
Lineage: Eukaryota; Metazoa; Chordata; Lepidosauria; Squamata; Gekkonidae
Gene: PHKA2
Product: phosphorylase kinase regulatory subunit alpha 2
Exons: 34
Coding region: 462-4175 (1237 amino acids)
Biological process (GO): glycogen metabolic process
Cellular component (GO): phosphorylase kinase complex
Molecular function (GO): calmodulin binding
Source: RefSeq, a predicted model, not a curated record